GGCCGUGUCCGCUGUCAAAGCCAAACCCGGAGAAGUCGCCUUUAAUGGCGACGCUUAGCGCGUUAGCUCGGUGACCCUCGGUGCUGCUGCAGCCUCGCACCGCACACACCGUCCUUUCCCGGGGGGGGGGGAUAACCGCAAACCGCCGAUACACACACGCCUUUUUUUCUUUGCAUUUGUCACAUUUAGUCAUCUCCUUAGAGCGUAGUUGGUGGUGAAACCCCGUUUGCAGCGCAUGCCCCCCAUUCAUAGUGAUAAAGUCUGCGAGAGGGGAGGGUUUGGCUGCAGGGACGGCGUUAGCUGCACCAGCACAUCCAGCUAAAACCUGCAGCUCAAACCCGCUACAAACUCACCCGAGGGGACUGGGACUGGCACUGCUUUGAGGAAAAACCUGCAUGAGUCAAAUCCCGGUAUGGGGGACAUGAAGACCCCAGAUUUUGAUGACCUGCUGGCGGCAUUUGACAUUCCUGACAUAGAUGCCAAAGAGGCCAUCCAGUCGGCCCCGGAUGACGCCGAGGGACCCCCCGGGGCCGCCGGGGCUCCUCACCUGGGGAAGCCGGACGGAGUGGGGGGCGUCGGGGCGUCCCUGAGGCCGCCCACCCCGGCAGACCCCCAGCAGGCCGACACCUCAAUCGUGAGUGUAAUUGUGAAGAACAAAGUCCGCCAUGAGACUGUAGAUGGAGGCGAGGGAGUGGACACUGAUCAAGACCCUAUUGAUGUGAUCGCAGGGGUGGAUGUGGGUCCCAGACUGGGUGCAUGUCCCGCUGGGGCUGGGAUGGCUGAGUCUGAGCAAGUAAACCACAAUGGUUUCGGAGCAUCAUCCGGUGUGUCCGCUCCACUGAGCCAGGGCCAGUCUAACGGAGCCCCGUGGUCACUGAGCACCCCUAAAGUGUCCGCGGAAGAAGCCGGGGCCAGUACGGCCAAGUCCCACAAGCAGGGCGGCAACAUUUUUAACAGACUUAAGCCACUUGUGGCGCAGGGAUCUGGAGACCCGGUGGGCCGGGCCAGGAAGAUGCAGCUCCUGCAACAGCAGCACCAACAGCAGCAGGAUACGGGCCAGGAGAGACCAGACAGCGCCAAAGCAUCACUACCAUCAUCUUCCUCUCUGUCCGCCGGGUCGUCUCCUCUGGCCGCCGGCGGGCCCGUUGGACCGGCUUCACCCUUCUUUCCGCCUUCCAAGCCUCUGCUUUCAGCGUCACCUUCUGUGCCCUCUUCAAACCCACUCCACUCGUCUCAGCCUUUCAACGGCGCUCCCAAAGGGAGCUCUGCUGGGUUUCAGCACCAGCAGUUGGAGGAGGAGGAUUCGGACCCUGAUUUGGGGAGCCCGCUGGUGAUCCAGGAGAACCCCGACUCGCCGUCUUGCACUCAGUUGAGUCGACACUACAAGUCAGACGCUCACCCUCAACCUAAACUCGGUAGCACUCCUUUAGGAUCGUCUCUGACUUCGUCGGCCCCCCUGUCCGGCUCCACGGACAGUCCCCAGGUGGAGGACCGGCAUCCAGAACACGUCAUCGAAGAGAGAGACUCGCCGGAGAGUCCGGAACCAGAGAUGCCAAAGUCGGCAGCUCAGGUUGCGACUAAGAGAUGCUCCAGCCCCGCCAUGGCCCCCACGCCACCGCCACCAGAACUGCGGGAACCUAAAGAGGAGGAGGAAGAAAUGGAAGUGGGCAAUGGGAUAGAUAGGGUUGUGGAUGGUAAAACGGACAAAGGAGAAACUGUGAGGAUGAGUGAGGAAAGUAUGGAGUUGGAUAAUAAUAAACCUAAGCCCGUUUCCAGUGCUGGAGGAGAAUCGGGCGUCGCUGCGCCGGCGGCCUCCGGAGCUCCAUCCCGACCCCUUAAAGUCAGGAUAAAAACAAUUAAAACCUCCACAGGUGGAAUCACCAGAACGGUGACCCGGGUGGCGCCUAAAGGUGGUGCUGCAGGGAAAGGCCUAGACGCUAAAGGUCAAGCUGGAGAACGUAAGGUGUUGGGAAGCAAAGCCUCAAAAGCGGACUCUUCUGGCGGCCACGUCACAAGUUCCCAGAAAGUAAGUGCUCUGAACGCUUUGCCGGUGUCUACACUCGCAGCCAGCAGCGUCAUGCUCGCCGCCGCCACGAAAGUCCAAAACAAAAUGGCUUCGUCUGACAAGCCAAAGGUUUCCGCCACCGCGGUCAGCAUCACGAAGUCCGCCGCCCUUCCCGCAACGCCCGCCGUGUCUUCCUCCCCAAAGUUUUCAGUGGCUACCGGUGGGAUAAGCGUACGCACGGCCACCAACAAAACGGCGAACGGGGGCGGCGGGCCCAUCGCGGGCGCCGCGCUCCAGGCCAACAAACCCGCCUCCAUCGUCAACAGCACGGGAGCGGUGAUUUCCCGGAGUCAGUCCAGCCUGGUGGAGGCCUUCAACAAAAUACUGAACAGCAAAAACCUUCUGCCAAGCUACAAGCCCGACCUGUCGGCUCCCCCUCCGCCCGAGUGGGGUCUCCCACUCCCCGCCACCGGGUACCGCUGCCUGGAGUGCGGGGACGCCUUCGCCCUGGAGCGCAGCCUGGCGCGGCACUACGACCGGCGCUCCCUCCGCAUCGAAGUCACCUGCAACCAUUGUGCUAAGAGGCUGGCCUUCUUCAAUAAGUGCAGCCUGCUGCUGCACGCGCGGGAACAUAAGGAGCGUGGGCUGGUCAUGCAGUGCUCGCACCUGGUGAUGAGGCCUGUCACUGUGGAGCAGAUGAUUGGCCAGCAAGACAUUACACCCAUUGGCGGCUUGCUCUCGUCUUCGUCCUCCUCUCCUCCAGUCUCUUCUCCCUCUGCCGCUCCAGGGGCCCCCGUCGCCGCCGCCAACUCCAGUCCCAUGAAAGACUCGUCGUCUCCAGCGACGGCUCAGCCGCGGCCGGUCCGCCGCACACCCCAGGGCCCCCAGGCGCUCAUGCCGUUGCCCUGCAAGAAGGCCGAGGGGCUGCAGUACAACAACUUCAAAUGUUCCGAGUGCCAAACGCAGUUCUCCAGCAAGACCGAGCUGGUCACCCACUUCCAGCAGAUCCGCGGCGCUCCCAACUCCACGUGUACGCAGUGCUCCCCGCCCAUGAUGCUCCCUAACUCGUGUGCAGUGUCCGCCCACCAGAGGAUCCACAAGCACCGAGCGCCUCACGUGUGUCCGGAGUGUGGCGGGAUCGCCAGGCAGGCCAGUUUCCAGACUCACCUGGAGGAGGCCUGUCUGCACUUCGCCAGGCGGAUCGGCUACAGGUGUUCGAGCUGCCAGGUGGUUUUCGGAGGGCUGAACUCCAUAAAGUCCCACAUCCAGACUGCUCACUGCGAGGUCUUCCACAAGUGCCCCAGCUGCCCCAUGGCCUUCAAGUCUUCCCCCAGCGCCCAGAGCCACAUCAGCACCCAGCACCCCACGCUGACCGGAGGACAGGCCAAGAUGAUCUACAAGUGCGUGAUGUGUGAUACUGUUUUUACCCAAAAACCAUUGCUGUACAUGCACUUCGACACUCAUUUAGCCAAGCAGAAAGUGCAUGUGUUCAAGUGUCCUGACUGCACCAAGCUCUACGCUCAGAAAGGUUCCAUGAUGGAGCAUAUUAAGACUGCUCACAGAGGAGCCUCAGCCAAGCAGGAGUCUCAGCCCGAUGCUUCCAACGCCGCCUCCGCCCCGGCCAACACGUCCGGCCCUUCAGGGGUCAAGUCGAAAUCCUCCGGAAAACCAGACACCUCGGACGGCGAGGACUGGGGUCGGGAUCAGGAGGAGGAGGAGGAAGAGGAGGAGGAGGACGAAGACGACGAGGGGGACGAGGAUUACGAGGCCCCGGGGGCCAACGCUGCGGCCCCCGCGGCGGCUCCCACCGAGUGGACCUGCCCCCAGUGCCAGACCACCUUUACCGACAACGACGACUAUCUGAGUCACGUGAAGAUGGAGCAUGGCAAGUUCCCUUGUCGUAUUUGUGGAGGAACAUUCAGCACAUCUUCCAGCUUGCGACGUCAUGAGCGUGUCAUUCACGAGGGCAACAAAAGAGUCUUCCAUUGCCAAUAUUGCACGGAGGGUAAACGCACCUUUGGCAGCCGAUUCUUGUUGGACAAACACAUUCGGCUUCAUCACAGAUCCACUGAUGGACAUGGUCCCCCCCUCACCAGGAAGCGAGCGGCCACGGGCGGAGAGGGACCCGGCAGCUCCUCCGAGCAGGACGGGGAGGACCGCCCUCCCGCGACCAGGACCGGAGAUGAGGAGGAAACCCCCACGGAGGAGGGGGGCGCCGGUCCAGCCAAGAGAACCAGGGCGUCGAUCGCCUCCACGUCGUCGGCCCCCGGCGAGUUAGAGGAGGAAGACAACGUUUUCCGCUGCGUCCCCUGCGGCUUCUCCACGGAGGACGGGGCGGAGUUCCAGCGCCACAUCCCGCAGCACCGGGGCGACACGGCGUCCUUCCAGUGCCUGCAGUGCGGCGUCUGCUUCGCCUCGGCCGGCUCCCUCAGCAGGCACCGCUUCAUCAGCCACCGGGUGCGAGACACCCACAGCGACGCCGAGCGCGGCCCCGCCCACGCCCACGGCUCCCCGGACGGAUCCCCGUCCGCCUCCCCUCUGGCGCCGGGCGAGGACGGAGACCUGAACUGCAAGGUGUGCGGCCGGCGCUUCGACAAGGCCUCGGACCUCAACACGCACUUCAGGACCCACGGGAUGGCCUUCCUCACCGCACACAAGACGGACAAGCCCCAGUAGGGGACCAGCCCCCCCGGGGCCCCCAGGGCUGCAGAAAAAUGAAUGUUGACGACACAAGCUGCUCCCGUGCAGACUUUUCUUUUAUAGCAACUACAAACUUUUACGCUCUACGGCACCUCCUCUGAGAGAUUGUAACUGCAUGUUUGAUCCCGUUACUGAACUCACCCGUGGGUAGACUUGUGAGAAAACACUUUCCCAACUAAGGCAUUUAUUAUUAUUAUAUCAGCCAUACUGUGUCUAAUCCACCCUGUCCUCUCAUUUCCACCACUCUUCUCUUUGCACUGACUGUAGCCACAUGUCUGUCUGUAAAUGUAACCGACACGUACGCCUCCCGCUGCACUUCUGACCAGUUUUGCAGCCACAUUUUGGUUUUUUUUCUACAUGACGCUAAAUUCAUGCUGCUCGCCCUCAAAAGGUCACGCUCAGUUUCCAGACCCUUAGAUCAGCAUUAACGCCUCCAGCGGAAGCAUGAAGGGGAGUGUUUGAACAAUGACACUUUUUUUUUUAUUUUUAAUAUAUUGCUAUAAUAUUUAUUUAUACAAAAAACACAUUGCUUUUGGCAUUUGUGAGUCCCUUGCACCAAACGAGUGCAACACACGAGUUUAGAGAAGCAUUUCAGGAGACGAGGUUGAAGGUUUGUAGCCUGUGUUGUGUGAAUACUGUGUGAUGUUAAUCGUUAAGCUAGAACAGGUCAGACUCCCCGUCUGUUGUUUGUGUACGAGUUUUUGCCAUGUAAAUAAUUACACUUACAGAAAGCAUUCUGAUUUUAGCAACUUGCUAUGAUAAUGUGAAUACAUAUAGUAUUUGUACUUGUACUGUUCCCCUUUUUCUCAAAACUGAAGUUUAAAAAAAAGGAAGAAAAAAAAACUCCCCAUCCCCCAAAUUAGGUGCAAAGUGUAAUUUAAAAAAAAAAAAAAAAUGGAUGAAGAUGGGGGAUGUGUCGUCUUACUGUGUAUGAAAAUGGUUCUUUUUUUAUCUACAGGAUCAGUGCUAGCUGUACUUUUUUUUUUUCUUAAUCUCCCAGCCUUCAAGGUCACGUGAUGGAGGCAAAAGUGGAUUUUUUAAAAAAGGUUUUAUUUGUAUCUUUUAUAUGUUAUAUCAUAUUUAUAUGGCUUAAUAGUGGAACUAUGUCAUUUUACUUUCCAUGGUUGUGGUCUGCUUGCUGAAAUGCCAUACACUUUUGUGCUGUUUGAAAAUAAAUGUGAUAAUAUGUCAGACAGCUGCAGCAGACUCGUUUCACUUCCCCGUCCUCUGCUGGACUAAUCGUCAGCCGUGCAUGGUUAAACUGAUGCAAAGCUCGGUAAAACAUUCUCUUUACCAUCGUGGCAUCCUUUAGUUUAGCCCUUUAAACACUAGCUCCUAAUACAAGCUUCACAACGUCAGUAGGAUCGUUCCAGUCCUCCUCACAGGAACUUGGAUAGCUCAGCGAGGUCAGUAAGUUUCAUAGAAAUUCAAACCAAUUCAUCAAUGGUUGCCAAGCAAUGAAGCAGAGGUGUCAAGUAACGAAGUACAAAUACUUCGUUACCUUACUUAAGUAGAAAUUUUGGUUAUCUAUACUUCACUGGAGGAAUUAUUUUUUAGACGACUUUUUACUUUUACUCCUUACAUUUUCACACAAUUAUCUGUACUUUUUACUCCAUACAUUUUAAAAACAGCCUCGUUACUCCAUUUCAUUUCUGCCUUUAAACAAAAACUAUCCAGUUAAAUUGCUCCAUCCGGAUAGAGUGAAUUUGGUUGUGGUUGUUUCAGAUGUUCUUGUCCAGUUUUGUUCUUACAUCCGUUCCCUCA
Messenger RNA from Cololabis saira (Pacific saury), 6469 nucleotides. It is a transcript of the gene znf687b, whose product is annotated as zinc finger protein 687b. The record is from RefSeq and is a predicted model, not a curated record. NCBI's taxonomy places the organism in Eukaryota, Metazoa, Chordata, Actinopteri, Beloniformes, Belonidae. The transcript is spliced from 10 exons. Bases 413 to 4681 code for a protein of 1422 amino acids.